GAGAAAGCGAGAAUGCAAAAGCUAACGAGCGCGUUAGCCAGUUUUGUUCUCCUGUUUGAGAUUAAUCCCGUUAAAUUAUGGCCACAAUGUCCGGUGGAACAAACCUCGGCAUGCACGGGACAAACCAAGCCAGCUCCGGGACAUCCGCACACCGUAAAAAAUACAGCAGUCCGUCCGCCAGGUUCUGGGAGAGUCCGGAUACUUUAGCCCAACUGGAGGUGGUGCGACAGUGGAUCGGGAAGCACUACAAAAAGUAUGUGCUGGUGGAUCCUCCAUCGUGUCAGGCUCUGGCUGGAAUGACUCUGCAGCUUCUCCAGUUCCAAGAGGAUGCCUUUGGCAGACAAGCCACCGGUCCUGCUCUCACCAAACUGCCUACACAAUGCUUCCUGGACCUGCGGCCAGGGGGUGGACUCUGCCAUAUUCUUGGCACUGCCUAUAAGUUUAAGGCUGAGCAAGGCUGGCGUAGGUUUGACUUGCAGAAUCCGUCAAGAACUGAAAGAAAUGUUGAGAUGUUUGGUGCUAUUGAAAGAGUCCUGACUCAGAGCAACUGUAUGGCGCUGCCUGUGGUAUAUGUGGACCCGACACUGGGUCCGGAGCUGGCUAGCAGACUUAAGGAUAUUAUCUCCAAACACAAGGGGACUCUCACUGAGGACCGAACGCUCGCCAGUCACCACCUCUACUCCUCGCCAGCUUCUGCAGAAGAAGGUGGUUGGAUGCGUCCUGUCAUGCGGAAAGACAAACAUGUCUUGGUACACUGGGGCAUGCACCCUGACAGUUAUGACAGUUGGUUGUCCUCGAGUGACGUGGAAGGACAGGUUGAAGAGCCACCGCAUUCAGAAAAGCCGUGGCGGGUCCAUGCUAGCUGGGUUCUGGACACAGAUGUUUUCAACGAGUGGAUGAACGAAGAAGACUAUUGUGUGGACGAGAGGAAUGUGCCGAUCAUUUACCGCAAGCGCAUACACCUCAGAGACGACCAGGACUCCAAAGUCACCCCCUCCAAAAAGAGAAGACGCUCCCCCUCUCCUCACUCCGAAGGCAGAAAGAAAGGAAAGAAGGGGCGGAGGCGCGGACAUCAGGAGGAAGAGCCAGAAGAGGACUUGACCAAAGACAUGGAGGACCCCACCCCUGUUCCUAACAUGGAGGAGGUUGUUCUACCCAAGAAUGUCAACCUGAAGAAGGACAGUGAGAAUACUCCGGUCAAAGGAGGGACUAUGGCUGACCUGGAUGAGCUGGAGGAGGAUUUCACAGGAAGGGAUGAUGAGGAGAUGGCUCGCCUGUCAGAAGGAGACGACAACAUCCCAGAACAAACCCAUCAUAUUAUAAUACCAAGUUACACGUCUUGGUUCAAUAACAACAGCAUUCAUGCAAUAGAGAAACGCGCAUUGCCUGAAUUCUUUAAUGGAAUGAAUAAAUCCAAAUCGCCAGAAAUCUACCUGGCGUACCGUAACUUCAUGAUCGACACGUACCGGCUCAACCCCCAGGAAUACCUCAGCUCAACAUCCUGCAGACGCAACCUCACCGGGGACGUCUGUGCUGUAAUCAGGGUUCAUGCAUUUUUGGAGCAGUGGGGUUUGAUUAACUACCAGGUGGAUGCAGAAAGCAGGCCCCUCCCCAUGGGACCCCCGCCCACCCCUCAUUUCAACGUGCUAGCUGACACGCCGUCCGGGCUCGCCCCCCUACAACACAAACCCCUGCAGGUGUCAGCCUCGCAGCACAUGUUGUUUUUCCCAGAAAGGAGCAAAGAGAAGCCUCCAGACUGCCAGAACUUUGGUCUGCGCGCCGACAUCUACACCAAGAAACACCCUAAGACUAAAGGUACAAGUGCAGGAAGGGAAUGGACGGAGCAAGAGACGCUCCUGCUAUUAGAGGCCUUAGAGGUCUACAGAGACGACUGGAACAAAGUAUCCGAGCAGGUGGGCUCCAGAACGCAGGACGAGUGCAUCCUCCACUUCCUUCGCCUGCCAAUAGAAGACCCGUAUCUAGAAGACUCCUCGGCCUCCCUUGGCCCACUGGCGUUCCAGCCUGUGCCUUUCAUCCAAUCGGAAAACCCCGUCAUGAGCACUGUGGCGUUCCUAGCGUCCGUGGUGGACCCACGAGUGGCUUCAUCCGCAGCUAAGGCCGCACUCGAGGAGUUCUCCAGAGUGCAUCAAGAGUCAGUGAAUAAAGUCCCUGACUCGUCCAACCAGCCCAACAAAAUGGAGUCAAUGGAUACAGAGAUAAUUGAAACAAACUCCACCUCCCAUCAGGUUCCUUUAAGGGCAGAUGGGCUCACGGUGGAACCCAGUUUGACCAAUGUAGAGGGAGUCCUGGUCAAGAGAGAAAAUGCCGAAAACAUACUUUCAGAGGAGAGAGAUGUAAGGACAGAUGACGACGAGAGCCUCGAGCGGGGAGAAGUGGAUGAGGCGAGAGUGAUGGAGCAGGAUCUGGUGGAGGGCAGAGUCGUCACGGCAGCAGCAGCUGCUCUGGCCUCAGCUGCCACAAAGGCCAAGCACUUGGCAGCAGUAGAGGAGAGGAAGGUCAAGUCCCUGGUGGCUCUGCUGGUGGAGACCCAGAUGAAGAAGCUGGAGAUUAAACUGAGGCACUUUGAGGAGCUGGAGACCAUCAUGGACCGCGAGAAAGAGGCUCUGGAGCAGCAGCGGCAGCAGCUCCUCACAGAGAGACAGACGUUCCACACUGAGCAGCUGAAACAGGCCGAGAUGAAGAUUCGCCAGCAGAGGGAGCAGCAGGGGCAGCCGGGAUUCACUAUGCAGCACUCGGCAUUGCCUCCUCCUGCGGGCCAGCCGGCGCCCAACCGAAUGAUGCCGGGUGGAGGAAACGCCCAGGCGAUGGCCCCCCGACACCCCGGGGCGCCCAAUGGCAUGUACCCGUCCUCGCAGCCCGAUGGGACGGCACCAGCUCAGCCGGGUCCUCCGGCGUCCACUCACAGCUGAACUGACCCGAAAACCAGAUCAACACACACACACACGCACACACCGGUCUAACUUCAACUAAUAAAACACAUGUUCAACGUUGUGAUAGAGAUGAUCAUGAACAACUGUUGGGGAUUUGAACUUUGUAACUCUUCCGUACUAGUCAAAUGUUUAUAGACACACAAGCACAUAGACGCAGUUAACGUGUAUCUGGUUAACGGGUAGGUCCGUCUUAUAUCUGUGAAAUAUUUGUGCUCCGAUGUCAGAGUUGAGAAAUAUCAAGAUUGAACUCUGCUCAUUAAAUUGGUUUUACAUGAAA
Molecule: messenger RNA, 3228 nt
Organism: Gasterosteus aculeatus aculeatus (three-spined stickleback)
Lineage: Eukaryota; Metazoa; Chordata; Actinopteri; Perciformes; Gasterosteidae
Gene: smarcc1b
Product: SWI/SNF related BAF chromatin remodeling complex subunit C1b
Biological process (GO): cell projection morphogenesis
Cellular component (GO): synapse
Molecular function (GO): protein binding
Source: RefSeq, a predicted model, not a curated record